Molecule: messenger RNA, 9095 nt
Organism: Ilex paraguariensis (yerba mate)
Lineage: Eukaryota; Viridiplantae; Streptophyta; Magnoliopsida; Aquifoliales; Aquifoliaceae
Source: the annotation of a GenBank genome assembly
GGGGGGGGGGCGUGUUGUGGGCACAUACGACUGUGCCUCACGUGUGACUUGUUAAGUGAGCAUUGGGAUAUCCGUUUAUUUUGAUAACCUUAUAGUGAUUAUGUUUUGUAUUGCCAACAAAUCCAGUUAUUGCUACGCCUAACAUAAGUAUGGAGUACAUAUCAAGCAUGAUGUCCUUGAUCAUUGUUUAGGGUGAAACUAAAAAUAUGGGUGUGUACGCCACAAAAGAUGUAAUCAAUUCACUUUUAUGAUUAAGGGCAGGGUUCAAAGUAUUGGCUGAGUCCGAUACAACUCGGCUACCUCUGAUACGCUACUGACACACGUUACACAACUAUAGUGAGGCACAACUGACUUGGGCUUGACUUGGUUACGACUUGGAGAUAUCGGCUUAGCUCGGAGUUGAAUUGUUAGACUCUAACCGAGUCGGGACGGGAUAUGCAAAAUCCUAGACAAGCCACAAAAAACCAUAAAAAGGAGAAAGGUAGAAGAAAAGGAAUGAGACCCACUUCCAGAUUCAUGGAUUCGGUUUGUUUCGUGACUGAAAAAGUCAAAUGAAAAAGGAAUUGAUAAGAAAUAAAGAACAAAUUAGAGAUCCACCAAUGUUGAAAGCACAUGCAAUUCAUUAGUCUCAACCCUAAAAAGUGACAAAGCAACAAUUAUUCAACCCUAGAUCACACAUUUUUGCAACUAUAGAAACGGAAGAAGGAAUUGAAAAUAUUUUCAAGAAAAACAUAUUAGAACGAAUACAUAGUGCACUUCUUCUUCUUCCUUCGCAUAAGUAGCAGUGGCCCAACCCUCAUCCCUUUUUCCAGGCAACAAUGCAAGGUUCUGACUUGGUCGAAAGGUUUCUCUCCGUCUUCGAUCGAAGGUAUCCCUCUUAACUUCUUAUGUUCUCUGUGUGUGUGUGUGUCUUAGACACUAAUAGAGAGCCACAUUUAACUUAUACAUAACCAAAAAAGACUUAUACUUGUAUUAAUAUAAUAUGUUAUAUCUUUGAUCAUAUGGCAGCAGCAGUGGAUUUUGGUCCUAUUGGGCUAUUGGGUAGUUUAAUAUAAAUACUUUUAUGUAUAUGACAGGAGACUAUCUUGUGGGUACUGUUAAUAUAUUUAUAUACUAAAAUUUUACUUUCAUAAAUGCUUAAAUUAAACACUGAUUAUGAUAAAUAUUACUGAUAUCGCCCUUGUAAUUUAUUUUCAGAAUAUUUCGAUGUUAGAUUUUUUUUUGGACGUAUGAUGCAUGGAUGUUAUUAUUUAUAUAUUUUAAAAAAUUUUCAUGAUAUUCCAGAAUUUUUUUGGCUUUUUUUUAUAGCAUUUUUAGCAUAUCGGCCAACACCGUGCUAUGAUGCUGCGACCAAUGAUGUGUAUUAGUGUCAUCCGAGUCAACAGUCGAUACCUCGACCUUCAACCAUGAUUAAGGGAGUGACUUAAGCAAAUUAAACUGAACUUCCUGAAAGUUGGACAUUUCCCACUUACCAGCUAAGCUCCAUCGUUUGGACCAGGGUUCAAGUCUUGAAGGAUAUGAACUCAUUGAAGGCAAUUUUGUAAAAAACAAGACACAAAAGCUAUUUGGAGUUGGGAAUAUAAAGAGAUUUGUAGCAUACAUAGAUACGUACUUAUGUCAUAUGUAGAUAUAUGUAUUGCACACGUGCAUUUGCACACAUUGUAUGCCAUUUAAUUUCUGUGUCCAAGAGUAUCUAAGAGGCAUUGGCCACAAACCACUUUGUACUUGGACACAAAAUAUGUUGCGCAUGUCCCAAAAGCGUUCAGGAAGUCUUAGUUUCCAGGAUGUAUCUGACAAGGGCACAAACAUAGAGAAAGUUUGUCUUUAAAAGUUUCUGUUCUUCUCAGCGUAUCAGAGUUCGAUGUGCCAUGUGAGUUCUAGCUCUUGCACAGUAGUGUUCAAAUGUAUCUGGUAAUUUUUCCUGGGAAAUUCUUUCAUUAUGCAACGUUUAUAUGCCAGAUAAUUACCUAGUCAGGUAUGGAUGUGUUAUGCAUUACUGCUUGGUGUGUUAUAGUCAUAGUUUCACAAGAGAUUAUAAAACUACUCAGAUCUUGCUGAUUAGAUUGCUGUAUGGAAUUAAUGGAAUGUAAGCUAUUUUUCUCUAUUCAUUAUAUUGGAGUGGCCCCUUUAGUUAUUUAAGAAUGUGUAUGCAUGCUUGUUAUAAAGGUAUGAGGGUCAUAGUUAAAAAACACUAAUUGAAAUUUUUUUUAAGCUAAAACUUGUACUCGUGCCUUGGACUUAACGUAUACUCAUAAAAGAUGUCAUAUUCAGGUUAUCUUUACAGUGUCAUGUUAAUAUUGAGGAAAGCUUCUGUCAAAUGACAAUACUGUGACAUGAGUGGCUACAUUGUCUAAUCUAUCCUAAUCCACAUUCCCACCUUUUUGAUUGGUCACAUUCCCUAUAUUUAUUGAUUUCGAAGGUACUAUGAUCUAAAGAAAUUGUGAAAGUUUGAGUGUUAGCAUUGCUGAUGUAUAUCCAAUAUGCUUCAGCAUCUUAUUUUUGUCUUUCCAAUAAUGCAGAAGGGGAUUUUUUUUUAAAAUUACCAAACCAUGGACAUCUUAUAGUUAUUUCUGUUGUGUGCUUCGUUCUCUUUUUUAGUGACUGAUUGUUGCUAUUCUUAUCUGUAAGGAAUUCGAUCCAAGUCUAGAAUCAAUGGAACAGGAACACCUGUAGAUAAAAAGUUAGGCAUGCAUGGAUGUAGUACUGGAUCUGCUCUAGUCAAUGCCGAGGUUGAUUCCAUGGGGGGAGUUGUUGAAGGUGGAGUUCGUAGUGGCACCAAAGCCUCUCCGCAGCAAGCAGCAAUUGAGAUGGCUCAAGCAGAGCUUAGGCAGGAGUAUGAUGUGCGUGAGGAAAGGAGAAGAGAGUUAGAGUUUCUUGAGAAAGGUGGCAAUCCCCUGGACUUCAAACUUGGGACAGCAGCUUCAGUUAGUGUCCAGUCUACUUCUCUGACAAAUCAACACCAUGAACCAUUUGUGACCAGUGAAGCAAAAGGUAGUUUUGCAUUGACUGCUUCACCUCAUGGUGAUUCUGUUGAAAGUAGUGGUAGACUAGGGGCUCCUCCAGUUUGUGAACCCAAUAGUGCUGAUAAUCUCAUGUUAUUUGAUGCUGAAAAUGAAUUUCUUGGAGGUGAAAGGAACUAUGUACAUCCCAGUAGGAGUAAGAUUGUUCCAUCAGAGCAGUUCUCCCAAUUGGAUGGAAAUCAAAAUGCCAAAAAAUUAGCGAACUCUGCUGUGUUUGACCUUCCAAAAAAGGCAUAUAAGCGACGGUACAGGUCCCGACCAAAUCGAGACGGUGCUCGAUCAAGCUCAAAUGAUGUAGUACCAUCUCGUGCUGGUCACAGCUCUUAUUUACCUUCUCGCAAUGGUCGCAGAGAUCCCAAAGGGCUAGUCACUGUUGCAGACAAUCAGAAGGAGCAGAUUGUUUCCACGAAUUGUGAUCCACCCAGAAGUCCAAAUGGUAUUAUGCUUCUCAAGACAGUACCUUCUGAUAUUCAGUUAGUUAUGAAAUUAGAUGGCAUGCAAGCUGUAGAAUCUACUGGUCUAACCAAUGUUUGUCUGCCUGGUGGUGUUUCAGAUGCUGACACUCCUAAACGCUUGUGGGACAACCAACCCUCACAAGCUGAUUCUCAGGAAACUCCUAUUGAAAUGGCUUCUGAAGCUCCUGAAUCUGUUGGGGGAAGGGAACAGGCGGUUUCAGUGGGUCUUGAAUGUGUGCCUUGUGUGACUACCACAAAAGUGGAUAAUCUAGUGGGUUAUGGUCAGAUGAAUGGGCUCAGCUGCCAAAAGGGGGAUAGGAAAAGCGUGUCAAUUGAAGGUCAAAAUAAUAGUGUUGCAUUUGACAAGAAGGGUUUAGAUUCAGAUUCAUCUUGCACGCAUACAAGCCGUAGCAUUGAUGGAAAUAAUGAUAGUGAAAGGUGUACUAAUUUGCUAAAUAUUGAUUCCAAUGGGAAUAUUAAGGAACGACUCUUAGCAUCUGAAAGGAUGCCAAAUAUGGAAGGUGAUGAAUUGGUUGCAGACAAGACCGAGAUUAAAGCUAAUGACAGUUGUGUUUUAGUUAAUGAUGAUAUCAAUUCUAUUUGUCAAAGCAACCAAGGCAAUGGUUCCAUCAUCAAAACCCAGGAAGAACUAAAUGGAAGCAUACUAGGCUUGCAAAAUGAUGUGAAAGGUCCUAUUGUUAUUGAGGGAAUGGAACCAGAUGGUGUUAAUGGAUCAGAAACAGAAAGCAAACCUAGUUUUUUGUUGGGUGAAAGUUCGAUACCUCACAGUGAAAAUGCUUGUCCUGAUACACUUCAGAAUUCAGUGGAUUUCUCUAAUCAAGAGCUUCCUGAAACUAAGUCUUCUGUUAGGGUUCCAAAUGUAGCCGCAGAGCACCACACUUGUUCCGGUGAGCAACCGAGUGUGGUCAAUGAGGCAGACGAAGAUUCUAUUCUGGAAGAGGCACGGAUUAUAGAGGCGAAGCGUAAGAGGAUUGCUGAGUUAUCUGUUAGUGCCCAACCGGAAGAGAAUCAUCGAAAAUCUCACUGGGAUUUCGUCAUUGAGGAAAUGGCAUGGUUGGCAAAUGAUUUUUCUCAGGAACGUCUUUGGAAGAUAUCUGCUGCUGCUCGUUUAGGUUAUCAAGCUGCUUUUUCUUCACGGUUAAGAUUUGAAGAACAAAAUUCACGUUGGAAGCAAAAAAAUGUAGCUCUUACCUUGGCAAAAGCUAUUAUGGACUUCUGGCAUUCUGUGGAGGAAAAAAGCAACGAGCUGGAGCUGCAAUGUUCUGUUCGGGGAUAUGCAGUUAGAUUUCUAAAAGAGAAUGGGUCCCAUGUUCCACAGGGACAAGUGGAGUGCCAAACAACUCCUGACUGGAUGUCUGAUUUGGGUAUUCUGGACACGUGGGAGGAUAGCUUGAUGGAAGAGAAUCUCUUUUACACAGUUCCUGCUGGUGCGAUGGAAACCUACAGAAAAUCUAUUGAAUCUUAUUUGAUACAAUGCGAGAAAACUGGCAGUAGCAUGCAUGAGGAAGUGGAGACAUCCAUCCAAGACACUGUUCCAGAUAAUGCAUGUGAAGAAGAUGAAGGAGAAACAAGCACAUAUUAUUUGCCAGGAGCCUUUGAAGGUAGCAGGGCAUUGAAAUUUGCUCAGAAGAAACGGAAAAACUUGCCGAAGGCAUAUAGUGCAAGAUCAUAUGAAGUGGGAGCUGAUUUGCCAUUUCUGCAUCGUUUGGAAAAGAAAGUUGGGACUCAACAAUCCAUGUUAAUGGGAAAACAGUCUGCCAACAGUCUCAAUGUUUCAAUUCCAACAAAACGUAUGCGGACUGCCUCCAGGCAGAGGGUCACAAGUCCUUUUAGCACUGGAACAUAUGGUGGUGUUCAGGCACCAAAUAAGACAGAUGCUUCCAGUGGUGAUACCAAUUCUUUUCAGGAUGAUCAGAGUACUUUUCAUGGUGGAUCUCAAGUCCCAAAUAGCAUGGAAGUUGAGUCAAUGGGGGACUUUGAAAAACAAUCACCAUUUGACUCCUUAGAAAUAUCAACAAAAACUAAAAAGAAGAAGAAGAAACACCUGGGUUCCUCAUAUGAUCAACGAUGGCAGCUUGAUUCAAAUUUUCAAAAUGAGCAGAGGGAUUAUUCAAAAAAGAGGCCAGAGAGUCAUCAUCUUGAAUCUAAUGGAAGCAGUGGUUUAUUUGUUCAACACAUUAUGAAGAAGCCGAAAAUGAUGAAGCAAUCGCUGGAUAAUUCUUUUGAUAAUCUAACUCCAAUGGUUGGGUCAAUUCCAUCUCCGGCGGCUUCUCAAAUGAGUAAUAUGUCCAACCCAAAUAAGUUCAUCAAAAUGCUUGGCGGACGGGAUCGGAGUAGGAAAGCGAAGGGGCUGAAGAUGUCAGCUGGACAGACUGGUUUAGGAAGUCCAUGGUCGCUAUUCGAAGAUCAGGCACUUGUUGUCUUGGUACAUGAUAUGGGUCCAAAUUGGGAGUUUGUAAGUGAUGCUGUCAACAGUUCUUUGCAAUUCAAGUGUAUAUUUCGGAAGCCUAAAGAAUGUAAAGAGCGUCACAAGAUUUUAAUGGAUAGGACUGCUGGUGAUGGGGCUGAUAGUGCUGAAGAUUCAGGGUCUUCUCAGCCGUAUCCGUCUACUUUACCCGGAAUUCCGAAGGGCAGUGCCAGACAAUUGUUCCAACGUUUGCAAGGUCCUAUGGUAGAGGAUACCCUCAAAUCUCAUUUUGAUAAUAUCAUUAUGAUUGGUCAAAAACACCCUCACAGGAUGACUCAGAAUAAUAACCAGGACCCAAAACAACUUCAGCAACCUCAUGGUUCCCAUACAAUUGCUCUUUCUCAAGUUUUCCCAAAUAAUCUGAAUGGAGGUCCUAUUCUGACGCCUCUGGAUCUCUGUGAUGCAACUGCAUCUAGCCCCGAUGUUCAUGCUCCUGUGUAUCAAGGCCAUCACUCUACUGAGGUAGGUAUUCCGAACCAGAGUACUGUAGCACAAUUCCUUCCUGCUUCCUCAGUGCAAGGGUCUUCCAAUAUGGUACUUGGCAGUAACUAUUCAUCACCAUCUGGCCCAGUCAAUUCUUCUGUUAGAUAUGGUAUUCCUAGAAGUGCUUCCUUAUCAAUUGAUGAACAGCAAAGAAUGCAACAGUAUAAUCAAAUGUCAUCCGGCAAGAACAUUCAGCAGUCUGGUUUGUCUGUUCCUGGAUCUCUUCCAGGAAGUGAUCGUGGUGUCCGAAUGUUACCUGGUGGCAAUGGUAUGGGCAUUAUGUGUGGCUUGAAUAGAAGCAUGCCGAUGACAAGGCCUGCAUUCCAAGGAAUUUCCUCAUCAACAAUGCUAAAUUCAGGGAGUGUGCUUUCCUCUGGUAUGGUAGCAAUGCCAAGCCCUGUUAAUAUGCACUCUGGAUCUUUUUCUGGUCAAGGAAACUCAAUGUUGAGACCUCGUGAUGCUUUGCAUUUGAUGCGGCCAAGCCAGAGCCCGGAUUCUCAAAGGCAAAUGAUGGUGCCAGACCUUCAGAUGCAGGUCUCACAAGGAAACAGCCAAGGAGUCCCUUCUUUUGGUGGGUUAAGUUCCUCUUUCUCUAAUCAGACAGCCCCUCCACCUGUUCCGUCAUACCUAAUCCAUCACCAGCAACCACACCCAAUGUCCCCUCAACCGACCCAUGCCCACAGCAAUUCUCAUCAUCCUCAAGCACCUAAUCAUCCCCCCAGCAUGCAGCAUCAAGCCUGUGCAAUCCGCUUGGCAAAAGAGAGGCACCUGACGCAGCACAUGCUGCAACGGCCGCAGCAGCAGCAACAACAACAAUUUGAUGUUUCCAACGCUUUGAUGCCACAUGUACCACCACAGGCCCAACUGCCCAUAUCAUCUCCUCUGCAAAAUAGUUCCCAAAUUCAGUCACAAAUUACUUCUCCACCAUUAUCACUAUCAUCUUUGACGCCAACAUCCUCAAUGACUCCAAUGUCACAGAACCAGCAAAAACAUCAGAUGCCACCACAUGGGCUUGGCCGGAGUGCUCAAACAGGUGGCAGUGGUUUGACCAAUCAGAUGGGGAAGCAACGGCAACGUCAGUCACCGCAAUUGCAACUGUUGCAACAAGCUGGCAGGCAGCAUCCUCAAUCGCAGUCUCAACAGCAGAAUAAACUUCUGAAGGGUGUAGGAAGAGGUAACAUAAUGAUGCACCAGAACCUUCCCAUUGAUCCCUCCCUCCUGAAUGGCAUUGCACCGACUCCUGGAAGCCAAUCUACAGAAAAAGGGGAGCAGGUUAUGCAUUUGAUGCAAGGUCAAGGCUUAUAUUCUGGGCCAGGACUAACUCCUGUUCAAGCAUCAAAGCCAUUAAUGCCUCCUCAUUGCUCAAAUCAGUCCCAGCCUCAGCAGAAGAUAUCCAAGCAACUCCAGCAGAUGCCUUCAAACGCUGAUAAUAGCAAUCAAGGUCAUGUUCGACCAGAUGCCUCUGGUCAUUCAUCAUCCACUUCCCAUCAAGUAGUACCAUCAUUGGCAAUGACCUCUUCCCAUCAUCAGCAGCCACAGCCACAGAAUCACUCUAAGUUAGUCAAUCAAUCUCAACAAAAUCUUCAAAGAGUGCUUCAACAAAAUCGCCAAGUGAAUGCUGACCCUGCAAACAAGUUGCAAAGCAGAGAUGCUCAAGCAGACCAGAACCCUGUCAGCAACUCAUCUCAGAAGGUUAUUUCUUCUACUGGUGCUCCUCAAUGGAAAGCAUCGGAACCAUUAUUUGCUUCUGGUAUGCGAAAUCCAGUGACAAAUUGUGCCGGGAGUGAGCCUAUCCCUGUGGCCAGUCACGGACCAGGCCCAAGGCAGUCAUCUGGCAGCUUGUCCCCACUUGGGCAUGAUGUUGAUGCACAGUGGCAGCAGCAGCCAUCACAGCUACCUCCUCCCUCACCACCGCAAACACAGCAGCAGCAGCAACAGCAAUCACCACAACAGCAGCUGCCCCCACACCAUCAUCAGCCACAGACACAACUUCUGCAAGCAGGGAGCGGCAGUUUGUAUGUUGAGCCCAUGUACUCUGGACUGGAAUGAAGCACCAUUAAUAGGCUGAGUAAAUCCUGGGUCAGCUGGACCUGUCCAGUUUGGAUCGGCAUACCCUCAAAGAAGCAGUGUACAGAUGAAGGUCAUCAUUCCAUCACAAUACGGACACAGAUGGUAACUACUUCAGAUUAUGAUAAAGAGUUUACUGAAGGGAUGUUGGAUCUUGCCAGGGCUAAAUUUUGGUUAUAUGUACAUAACCAUUGCCCGGAGCUUGGGGGAGAUAGAGACAGAUGUAGAGGUAUGUGUACAGGGUUCUCAUCUUCCCUCUUUUUUUCGGUUUUUUGUCCAUUUUUUGUUCUUUGGGAUCGGUUCCCUUUCUCAUGUAUGGAGGGGCCUUAUUUCAUUUUGCCCCCAUAUAUUAUUGCCCUUUUGUAUUAGGGGAUAGCUAUCAUUGCUAUAUGGCCAAAGCCUGUGCAAAAUUUUGUGAAUACAAGUUUUGUGAUGUAUAUGAGAGAGAAUGAUUAUCAAUGCAAAGGAAAGAGCAAGAAUGAAUGUGGGUAUCAAUAUAUGUUUUUAAGCAAAUUACACUUGGGAUGGGAUGGCCCUCACAAUUCAUGGAAAAUAUUCUUGUCUUUUUAUUUUAUUUUUUUU